Caenorhabditis bovis is the source of this 396-nucleotide messenger RNA. The record is from the annotation of a GenBank genome assembly. NCBI's taxonomy places the organism in Eukaryota, Metazoa, Nematoda, Chromadorea, Rhabditida, Rhabditidae.
AUGUCUGGCUGGGACGCUUACAUUCAAUCGAUCGUUGGCAGAAGCCCAGCUAUUAAGCGCGUAGCCAUUAUCGGCACCGACGGUUCGGUCUGGGCAAGAACCGAGGGCGAAAAUACGUUCAAGGCGUCUGAGGCCGAGUUAAAGAAGUUUGCGGCUCUUUUCGACAAGAUCGAUUCUGUGCCAUCGACUGGUGCUGACUUGGAAGAUGUUCACUACAUCGUUCCACGCACAGAGGAGAAUUUGAUCUUCGGAAAAAAAGAUAAGAAAGGCUUCUUCGCUUCAAAGACCAAAUCUGCAAUCAUCAUCGCAAUUUACGAGGGUGAAAACGAAGUCUCAUCUGCUGUUCGUUCUGCGGUCGAGACCAUCGGCCAAUAUCUCAUCCAGACCGGCUACUAA